This is a messenger RNA of Danio aesculapii, 1534 nucleotides long. It is a transcript of the gene bckdhbl, whose product is annotated as branched chain keto acid dehydrogenase E1 subunit beta, like. Lineage: Eukaryota; Metazoa; Chordata; Actinopteri; Cypriniformes; Danionidae. The coding region runs from base 234 to 1286 and encodes 350 amino acids. The record is from RefSeq and is a predicted model, not a curated record. The transcript is spliced from 7 exons.
GUACAGGUUGAGCAUAACAUUGAAAGUUUCUGUUUGUUUACUCGGCAUCGUAAUGUAUGAACCGCUAUGAUUUUUGUCUUCUGUGGAACACGACCCAAUGAACCAAGUCCGAGUGUGAACAAGCCCUGAGAAACACCAUUAGCAUGACUGUUGUGGACUUAACCAGCAUCAUUUCUCCAGUGUGUGUCGACAGAAAUCAACUUUUCCACUAAACAUCAGUCAAGAUCCACAGGAUGAAGUUUUCAGCAGUUCAGCGUGAGACAUGGCUGAUUUUGCUCACUUUUCUACACAUGUGGAUUGGAUCAAAUAAUGGAUGCCUUUAUCCAGGCGGUGAUUAUGAGUUUAAAUUGAAACUGGACAAGAAUGUCAUCCCUGCUUUGGCGGGAUGUGCACAGAUCCCCUGUGCGUAUUCUGCUCCAAUGAGAACACAUUCAGGCCGGCUGAUCUGGUUCAGCGGGAGCCCUGACUUCCCCAUCAGCCCACAAGAGAUGGAGCGUAAGGACGGCCUGCUGAGACCACUGGCUUCUAUUCUGGAAGAGUGCAGCAUUAUUCUGUGGGACUUCAGCGGACAUGAAAGAGUCGAAGAAUAUGGAGUCAUGUUAGAAUGGGGAACCAAUGAAACGCAUGUCUACGAUGAGAGAGUCGCGGUGUCUUAUUCUGCUGCAAAACUGAACAUCAGUCUACACACUGAAGUCCUUGAAGCUGGAAAACAGACAAUAAUAAUCUGCAGUCUUCCAGACCUCUGCCUCAACAGUGAUCCAAUAGUAACCUGGAAGGGGCUCAACUCAAAGCAGCUUCGUCGUCUGAGAUUUCCCAGGGAAAUGGAAACAUAUUUGAUGUACAGCGAGCAGCUCUUCUACACACCCAUCCCCGAGGAUCACCAAGCCGAGAUUACAUGUGAAGCUACGUUUGGGAAAAAUCUGAGCGCCAGUGCUUCCAUGACUUUGACCGUUCACUCUCAUCCUCGGAUAUUGAACAGCUCCACGUGCUCUCUGAAACAGGAUCUGCUCACCUGUGUUUGUGUCAGUCAGGGUGUGCCUUUGCCUGAUGUUCACUGGCCUCUGCAGAACAACAUUGAUUUUAACACCGUUGUUACAUCAGACGGCCACAUCACCGUGAGAAGCACCUUCACCAUGACUGUGGUGGACCUUACCAGCAUCAGUUCUCCAGUGUGCGUCAGCAGAAAUCCACUUGGUCAGACAAAUAUGACUCUUCCUCUGAACACGGAUGAAGUAAUAGAGGAAGCAGAAGGUGACGGGCAAUCUAAAAAUGAUUUGGAGAACUAAAAAACAACAAGCCUGCAGACUAUGAUGGUGGAAGUGUUCCAGUAGUUCAAGUAAAAUCAAAUUUCAUUUGCAAUAUUAACAAUGUAUUUAAUGUACAUCUUAGUGUACAUUAAUGUAUUUAAUAUCCUAAUGCAAUGGUAUAUAUUUGUGAGCAUCUUAUGUGCAUCAUAUUAUCUUAUGUGUUUGCAUUGUCCUUGCUUUCUUAUGUCCUUGCAUUGCUUUUAAAUUGAGAUCUUUUAUCAAAUUAA